GUAGGCCCUCAGGGGCAAACUUGUAAUCUCAAGUGUAUGGUUGAGAGUCAUUUAAGCCGACCUAGAUCCUGUAAGCAGGGACAAGUUCAAUAGAGAAAAAUACUUUUCACUCACUUUGCUUUUGAGCUCACUCUCAGGAUAGGCGGGAAACUAUACUUCCCCGUCUAUCCCCAAAUUUGUCCGUACCCUAAGGUCACGAUACCGUUCGAACGAGAUAUCGUCCCGUAGUAUUCUUGUAAAUCAAUUUCUUGCAAUUUGUUUAGAAUUCCCCAGGAAAUCACAACAUCAUAAAAAAAAGAAAAAAACAAUUCUAAAAGGUUAAUAAAUGCAGAGCUUUUCAUCCUUUUGUCGGAGUUUGGGGGCAAUGCGCCAAGCCGCCAACACCAUGCUGCCCUCCCACUCUCCAGCUGCUACCCAUCAGCUACCCACCUCCCCUCGCCGCAGCACGCGCCCCGCGCCGCCACCACCAUGCCCAUGCCCGCGCGCCGGCGCAGCCCCGGCGGCCGAGUCUCUCCUCCCUGGAUGCCUUCGGGCGGAGUCGCUGCCCCGGCACGUGGCGGUGGUGAUGGACGGGAACGCGCGGUGGGCGCGGGCGCGGGGGCUCCCGUCGGCGGCCGGGCACGAGGCCGGGCGGCGCGCGCUGGAGGAGACGGUGCGUCUCUCCCGCGCCUGGGGCAUCCGCGCGCUCACUGCCUUCGCCUUCUCCAACGAGAACUGGAGCCGCCCCAAGGUGGAGGUGGACUUCUUGAUGAGGCUGUUCGAGCGGGUGAUCCACGAUAGCGUCGCCGAGUUUCUGAGGGAAGGAAUUCGGCUACGUGUAAUCGGUGACAGCUCAAGGCUACCGGUUUCUCUACAGAAGAUUGCGAGAGAAGCCGAGGAGACCACGAGGAACAAUUCACAGCUUGAUCUGACACUGGCAAUCAGCUACAGCGGGAGGAGGGACAUCGUGCAGGCGUGCCGGAAGCUUGCCCAGAAGGUGCAGAGCAAGGCGCUCGCGGCGGAGGACAUCGACGAGGCGCUGUUCGCCGACGAGCUCGAGACGAGCUGCGCGGCCGACGAGUUCCCGUACCCCGACCUUCUCAUCAGGACCAGCGGCGAGCUGAGGCUGAGCAACUUCUUGCUGUGGCAGUCAGCGUACUCGGAGCUCUUCUUCACCAACACGCUGUGGCCUGAUUUCGGGGAGGCUGAUUACCUCGAAGCGCUUUGCUCCUUCCAGAGCAGAGACAGGCGAUUUGGUGUAAGAAAAUUGUAGCACAAACAUACAAAAGUUGAAGCAUGAAAGGAAUGUUGAUCAAGAAGCAUAGGACAUCACAUUUUUCAUGUUAGUUCAAUACUUCAAUUAUCCAUGUUAAAGGCAAGUCUGAACAUACAGUACAAGAAGAGCCAAAAAUAUGUAGAAAAGCAAUUCAGCAAGUGAAAACACCAUGACAACUAGGCAUACUGAGUAGAAAAAUGUUGCUAUGAAAUUGCAAGAUGAGGAGCACAAACACGAAUGUCAUGUAUAUGGCAUUUGAUUCACAGAACCACAAACAAACAGGUUUAUACAAGGAACAUAUGAAGAGUAUAAUGUAUUCGAUUUAUUAGAACCACAAACUAGAUAGCAGUGAAUCAUUCAUUGUGUACUCGACGGAGUAGUACUAGUAUUAACGGCCAAGUAACAUGAGAUUGGCCAACUUAUUUGGUUUCAGUUCCUUUUUCUCACAUAUUCCUGCAUCUUCUUUUUUCACUACACUUUCUGAUCAUAAUAUUUGAUUAGUACUGGAGACCAUUUAUUCACCGGUUAUACAAACUAUAAAAAUAAAAAUAAUCUAAUGCCAACUACAAGUGAUUUUUCGUUAAUUUUGAACGAAUUUUAGCAAAAUUUCAAUGAACUCCAAUAAACUUUGAAUAAAACCAUUCGAGAUGCGCAUUUUGAGCCGGCUCUAGAUGCUCAAAUUUCGCCGAGAUUUUGAACCCUAGAGUGCAUACAACUCUAUAAUUCUUGUUUAUUCAUUGUCCUUUGCAUCUUCUUCACACUUUAAGCAUAUCAUGUCCUUGUAUUGCUCCAUUAUGAUCAAUGGCAGGAUCGAUGGCAUGAUAAAUGCUGGUACCAUUGUUGCGGUCUCUGUAGUACUAGCACAUAAAUCAUGUAAAAGAGGUAGAGGGUGUCCAGUUCAGGUGAGUGAAUAAGUACUAAUGUGUUCACGGGUUGUGCUUGUCUAGUUGUCUAUGUAACCGUAAUUUUUUUUUAUAGAAGUUGGGGUACGAAGAUAUAAUCAUCAGUACCCCAUGCCUGAUUACAGCUCA
Molecule: messenger RNA, 2286 nt
Organism: Oryza sativa Japonica Group (Japanese rice)
Lineage: Eukaryota; Viridiplantae; Streptophyta; Magnoliopsida; Poales; Poaceae
Product: cis-prenyltransferase 4, chloroplastic
Biological process (GO): polyprenol biosynthetic process
Molecular function (GO): ditrans,polycis-polyprenyl diphosphate synthase [(2E,6E)-farnesyl diphosphate specific] activity
Source: RefSeq, a predicted model, not a curated record